Messenger RNA from Scedosporium apiospermum, 2496 nucleotides. RefSeq lists its product as uncharacterized. NCBI's taxonomy places the organism in Eukaryota, Fungi, Ascomycota, Sordariomycetes, Microascales, Microascaceae. Gene Ontology annotation, cellular component: P-body. Gene Ontology annotation, molecular function: hydrolase activity. The transcript has 4 exons. Bases 1 to 2496 code for a protein of 831 amino acids. Gene Ontology annotation, biological process: protein modification process. The record is from RefSeq and is a predicted model, not a curated record.
AUGCACAUCCUCUUAACCAACGAUGACGGCCCUCCGUCCCCCCACUCAUCCCCAUACAUCCGCUGCCUCGUAGACACCCUCCAAAAGGCCGGCCACACAGUCUCCGUCUGCCUCCCGCACACGCAACGAUCCUGGAUCGGCAAAGCCCACAUGAUCGGCCAGACCGUCAAGCCCCUCUACUACCGCCCCAGCGAAUCCAUCUACGGCGACGACGCCCAGGGCAGCACGCACCACCGCCCCAGCCCCGACGGCUCCGUGGAGGAAUGGAUCCUCGUCGACGGAACGCCCGCGUCGUGCGUGCAGAUCGGCCUGCACCACUUCUUCCAGGAUCGCGGACCGAUCGACCUCGUCGUCUCGGGGCCCAAUUAUGGACGGAAUUCCACGGCUGUGUUUGCGCUGAGUUCGGGGACGUUGGGGGCGGCGCUUGAGGCGGCUGUUUGUGGGUGGAAGGCUGUGGCAUUGAGCUUUGCUUUCUUCUCGAGGAAUCAUGAUCCUAUUAUUAUUAAGGGGGCGUGUAAGCAUAGUGUCCGGGUUCUGGAGGCUAUAUAUAAGCAGUGGCCGAAGGAUGGGAGCGUGGACCUUUACAGCGUCAACGUGCCGCUGGUGGAGGGGGUCGAGAAGAGCAAGGCUUUGUGGACGGGGAUGUUGCAGAAUUACUGGGGUGGGGGGAGCUGCUUCCAGGAGGUCGAGGGAAGUAUUGGGGAUGAGGAUGAGGAAGAGGAGAGGAUACGUGAGGGUAUACUCGGAGAGGUCGUUGGGAAGGCCGGUGCCGUUCCGGGCCAUGUUCAUAAGCAUUUCAAGUGGGCGCCCAAGUUUGGAGAUGUGUAUAAGAGCGUCGAGGAUGCCGGACCGGGGAGUGAUGGAUGGGAAGUCAAGGAGGGCAACACCAGCAUUACACCGUUGAAGGCAAACUUUUGGCAUGCCGCUACGAGUCUGCAUGGUAAAGAGUUGGAACUUACCGCCGUCUCGCCAGAUGCCAACCAUACUACGAACUCCCGAGGAGAAGACUUUGAUAGGGAUGGCAUCGGAAGAGACCAAGAAAGGCAUAUUAUCAGUCCUCCAACGGCACCUGUGGCCAACAGCCCAGGCACAGCUCACCUUAUCUCCUCGCAACAUACCGGGAAGACGGGCGCGAAGGAAACAAUAUACGCCGUCGUGGCCUACGAAGAUCCAUAUGUUCAGCCCCUGAUCCUAGAGGCGAUAUCAAAACUCUACCCAGACAUCAACGUCCUAUCCACGUUACCGCCGACGACGAACGACGGCGAGCCAAACCUCAAAAGCUACCUACCGACACCAGGAGUCAAAGUCCUGAAUAUCACGUCCUACGAGUCCAUCGACUUUAGUUUCGCGAACGAUCACCGGGAUACGUGCCUUAUCAACAGCUACGUGAUACGCAAGGCGCUUAUACGGAAACACUUCCUGUCUACGACGGUGGACAUUUGGGUGGCGAAGCGACCGGAGAGCGUCCUCAGGGACCACGUCAAGAGGAGCGAGGCGUUCGAGGUGGACUUUGCAGAGUUUCUGGACGAUGCGCUCGUGGAGGCUUGGGACUUGAGGGAGAGCAUGGAGAAGAACGAGGACGGUGCGGGUGAAGUUGAAGCGGAAGCGUCGGAAAUUAGAGAGAAGGAUGGUGAUGACGAUGAGCAAGACGAAGUGGACUUAUCAGCAAAGCCACCUCACCAGCGUGAGUGGUGGAUACUGAAGCCGUCCAUGAGCGAUCGCGGCCAAGGAAUCCGCCUAUUCAGCACGACGGCGGAGCUUCAAUCCAUCUUUGACGAGUGGGAACCGCCUUCUGAUGGCGAGGACGACGAUGCGCAUUCGACGGGUGCGGCCGACAAUGUUGAGGAUGACCAGGCAACCGCAGGAGAUUUCAUUACGACGUCUCACCUCCGCCACUUCGUUGCGCAACCCUACAUCCACCCGCCCCUCCUCGUCGGCGGGCGCAAGUUCCACAUACGAACCUACGUGUUCUGCAUGGGCAGAUUAAACGUCUACGUCUAUAGGCAAAUGCUAGCGCUCUUCGCGGCCAAGGAAUACUCCCCACCCUGGGAGGAGGACGAUCUCGAGAAGCAUCUGACAAACACGUGUCUUCAAUCUACGCCCGAUGCAGCCUCCGUCCAGCUCUUCGGCGCCCUGCCCCUCGACAAGAUUGUCAAGAGCAGCGUCGAGAAGCAAAUCUUCGACGUGGUGGGCGAGUUGUUCGAGGCGGCAGCCCUGGGCAUGACUGUGCAUUUCCAGCCGCUCGCGAAUGCCUUUGAGGUUUACGGGUUGGAUUUCCUCGUUGAUGAGGCGGGAACUGCGUGGCUGCUUGAGGUGAAUGCGUUCCCUGACUUUAAGCAGACGGGUGGGCAGUUGAAGGGCGUGGUGGCUGGGUUUUGGGAGGAGGUUGUGAGGAUUUCUGUUGGUUCGUUUUUCGGGGUUGAGGCUAGGGAAGGCGCUAAGAGGGAAGAGGAGGAGGAUAUGGUUCUUGUGAAGAAGGUUGAGCUACCUCAGUGA